Wyeomyia smithii (pitcher-plant mosquito) is the source of this 3060-nucleotide messenger RNA. RefSeq lists its product as uncharacterized. The transcript is spliced from 8 exons. Bases 485 to 1585 code for a protein of 366 amino acids. The record is from RefSeq and is a predicted model, not a curated record. Lineage: Eukaryota; Metazoa; Arthropoda; Insecta; Diptera; Culicidae.
GACACCCUCGGCACUACAUUGACCGGUUGAAAAGUCGCUGUCGACAGGUGUCAACCCUCGGUGCCCCGUGCUGGCGUGACACGUAAUUUGCCUACUCGACUCGACAAAGCCAGUGCAAAACAACUGAGAGGGGAGCCUAAAUCUUCACAGGUUGGUGUGAGUGUAUGUGCACAAGUUUGUGGUUUGCGAAUCACAGCUGUAGGUGGCAAGUGUGCACUCAAGCAAGCGUUUAGCAAACGUGAGAAAAGAAGGUUGAGAAAAGUAAAGGUAAAAAUCAAAGGGAGAAGUUGUAUUCCCUGUGGCAGCGCUGCAGCAGGGACACCGUCAUCGAGUCCGGACGGAUUGGAACGACGACGAAGGAAAAGCACAAGGAAAAAUCGUUCUGGUUGUUGAUUAAAUUUAAGGUAUCAUGCAGCUUGCAGCUUGGCUCACUGUGGGCGUUCAAUCAACUUGAUUAUGCACAGCAGCUGAAGCGGAGAUAAAAAUGUCCUGUUCAACUAGCGUCAGAAGUAUCAGCAACAUCAGCAGCAACAAUAACAGCCUGAGUCACCACCCAACGGCAACGCCCCGGAACAGUAGCAGCUGGCAAAGCUCCGCAACUGGCAACGGCAGAGGCAGCAACUUCACAGCGAUGUCAAAGAGGAGGAAAAUUGUUUACGGCUGGUUUAAUUUCAUCUUCUUAUGCUGGAUAAUGUUCGCCGAGCAGUUCGUUAGUGUGCUCAGUCUCAAGGAUCUGAAAAUUUUCGUUCCGGAUGCGGUGAUCAUGGGUAACGCAGCCACGCUAUCGUGUCAGUUCGAGUUGGAAAAAGCCACACUCUACUCGGUACGGUGGUACUUUGAGAGCGAGGAGUUCUACCGGUACGUACCGAAGGAAUCACCACCAGCAAGGACGUUUCCGGUGUCUGGAAUUACCGUCGAUGGUUCCCAGUCCGAUGCAACCUCGGUAACACUCCGUGGGGUAACACGGGACCUAACCGGACAGUUUCAGUGCGAGGUAUCCGAGGAUGCACCACUCUUCCAUACCGACAUCCGACAAGCUCGAAUGCAGGUUGUUGAGCUGCCCAAGCAGGAUCCGCAGAUGCAGCUUGAUAAAACGCACAUCACAACGCUGGAUAACUUUCGGGCCGUUUGCACGGUAGGAACCUCCUUUCCACCGGCCAACAUCACCUGGUACAUCAAUGCUAAGAAGAUCCACCGUUCGCCGUACCAACGAAUCACGUACCGCUCGUACGAAGGCACCCCGACGUUUUCCUCGUUGGAGAUGUUUCCUCACAGUCAGGUCCUGCAGGACAUUUACCAAAGCAUGCCCCCGUUCCAGACCAGCCUGACAGUGAUGUGUGAAAUAACGAUCCUGCACAUCUACACCAAAAGCGCACAGCAGAUGAUUAUCGUUAGCGAUCUGGUGACAACCAUUUCACCCGCUUUGCUCGGCCUAGACGGUUCGAACAACCGAAGAAAAGCAAACGGUGAUCCCGAUAAUUCAGCUCUUACCGGUGCCGGGGCACGGUUGCCAGCCACUGGUCCACUGGGAUGCUUCCUGGCAACACUGACGGUAGCAUUACUGUUGCAAAUGCAACGCUGGUGACCGAUUCAGGUGACUUUGUAAAUACUUUAAACCAAUGACUGUUGCACACUUUCACACACCUUACUACAAAUUGAUCCGAAAAUGAAUGAAUUACAACAGGUACUCAUAUGGAAACCUAAGAAUACUUAUAUCUAUAAAAAAAGCAUUAAGCGAAUGGGACUGUUGAAAUGUGCAUGUAACAUAAAUGUAUUUGAGCUUUUUACACUAACCAUACUCUAGAGCGUAUUCUCCAAUUGCUUCAACCUCCUUGAUAGAACAGAACUGGAAUACUGACACUCUUACGGGAGCGGCAGUGGACAACAUAAAUAACAAGAGCAGUGAAAAUAAUCAAUUAUGCUUCAAAACAAUAAGCAAAACAUUCGAAUAGAAGGGUAAAAAUCAGCAUAGACAAAUGUUUUUACACAACACAAAAGAGUAGCGUAAGUAACCAGGAGACAACACAAACAAACAAUACUGUUUAGAAGCAAAGAAUACCGUUGUUUAAUGUCCCGACUGCGUGCUCAAAUUGUUUACUCAAAACUUACAAGCGGUGUAAAUGAUUUCAAGUUUAGGUAACGGUUCUGGAGGAACCAUAAACUUGCUAGGAAUAAAAUGCAACCUUUAGUCUUAGUGAAGGGCAGAUAGCAAUUAAACACACAUGAUGUUAGGUUGACGUAAAGCAGAUUUACCUACAGGCUAUUUGCGGUAUCUAUUAGGAAAGAGGAAACCAGCUAUUAUCUUGUUUUAACAGGUGUAUUAUAGUUAUGGUAGAUUUCAGCCGCACGCUGGGAUUUUCGAUAAAAAGGGGGCGAACCGGUUCCAUUAAAAGGACACCGUAAAACUAGUUACACAAUCACAGUCGUGCUGAAGAUGGGCACGAAAUGCAGCCGAUUUGAUCAGAUAAUAAAUAAAUUAAUAGCAAAACGGAUGGCGUUGUAACGGAAAGGAAAAAACGUAAUCUUGAAAGUACUUACGAAAAAUUAACAGAAUGUGGAAAAUCAUAAUUCAAAAGGGCUAUAUGUUACAAACGUUUUUUUUGUGCAAUAUAUUGUCUAUACAUUAUAUUCAGUUCCUUUUCAAAUGCCGCAAAAAUAAAAAUAAAAACAAAAAAACGGUUCAGUUAACUUCUUGUGGACAGCAAAAGAGUAAAAAUGCCCCAACGUACGUACUAGAUGAAUCUUCGUUAGUGGAAGUGGACUCCUAAGUGGGUGAAGAUAAUAAUAUAAAAUUGAUUAGUAGUAACAUAAGACGAGUCGUGAAUAGUUAUGUUUCUUUUUAUAAAUACAAAAGAGAUGCAAAAAUAUGACAACUAAGCGAGUAAAACACGUUUAAAAAUUGUAUAACUAAAGUAAAUUAAUAAACAAAAAACGCAUUGACACAGUCAGACAUUGUGAAGCCGAUUGGAGAGGAAAUAUAUAAAUUUAAACCGUGAAUAAAGGAAACUGUUUUGUUCAAACAAAAAAAAAAUGGAAUGGAAAAUAAACUUAUUAAUAAGA